This is a messenger RNA of Quercus robur (English oak), 989 nucleotides long. Its product is annotated as probable disease resistance protein At5g66900. Gene Ontology annotation, molecular function: ADP binding. NCBI's taxonomy places the organism in Eukaryota, Viridiplantae, Streptophyta, Magnoliopsida, Fagales, Fagaceae. The transcript is spliced from 3 exons. Gene Ontology annotation, biological process: defense response to fungus. The record is from RefSeq and is a predicted model, not a curated record. Bases 486 to 908 code for a protein of 140 amino acids.
UGAACAGUAUAAACAAGAAAAUGGAUUCGUUCAGGGGCGUGGAGACACCAAGGGGGUUGGGCGGGGUUUCUGGACCCCAAGAUUUAACAGUUGGGUUGGAUAUGCCAAUAAAGGAGUUGAAGGCGCUGCUGUUGAAGGAGGAGGUGAAGCUGCUUCUAUUGACAGCUCCAGGAGGAUGUGGGAAAACAACAUUGGUGAAAAUGCUCUGUCAGGAUAAAGAAAUUAAGGGCACAUUUAAGGAUAAUAUUCUCUUUGUCAACGUUUCAAAAACUCCCAACGUGAAGGUCAUUGUACAAAUCCUACUUAGUCAUAAGGGUUUGUAGCCAAAGUUUGAAAUUCAAAGUGAUGAAGAUGCAAUCGAACAACUGCAACAACUGCGGGAACAUAUUGGAUCUGAUCCUAUGUUGUUAAUCCUGGAUGAUGUCUAGCUUGGAUCAGAAUCCCUUCCUGAAAAGUUUGGGUUUAAGAUUCCAAAUUACAAGAUUAUGGUUACUUCAAGAACUGCAUUUCCAAGAUUUAAAUUUAGAUACAACUUAAACCCACUAAAUGACAAAGAUGCAAUGACUCUUUUUCCUCCCUCAGCAUCCCUGCAAGAUGGGUGCUCUAAAAUUCCUGAAGAAGAUAUCAAAAAGAUAGUAAAAGGCUGUGGGGGGCUCCCACUGGCUCUUAAAGUGAUUGGAAGCUCACUGUGUGGGCGGUCUGAAGAGGAAUGGCACUGUAGACUAACGAAAUGGUCUGGUGGUCAAUUUUUUUGCAGUUCUGAUACUGAGCUGCUUGGUCAACUUCAAAAAAGCCUAGAAUUUCAAGAUGACAAGGUCAUCAAAGACUGUUUCAUGGACCUAGGUUCAUUUCCUGAAGACCAAAGGAUCCAUGCUGCUGCCCUCAUAGACGUGGGCAGAAUUAUAUGAAUUAGACGAAGAUGGCAUCCUUGCCAUUGCCAAUUUGCAAGAACUCACUACUCGGAAUUUGGCUAAUCUUGUCAUGGCAAG